Phyllotreta striolata is the source of this 1941-nucleotide messenger RNA. The record is from the annotation of a GenBank genome assembly. Lineage: Eukaryota; Metazoa; Arthropoda; Insecta; Coleoptera; Chrysomelidae.
CAGAAAUGUUACUACUGAAUAUUAUAGUUUUUGUUUGUACCUUUGCGCGAGUAGUGUCUGGGGCUGUUUUCGAAUCAUCAAUUCGAAAUGCUAAUAAAAACUACCAGAAAUUAAAGAUAGAAGACGGAUACGUUAAAGGUACUAUUCAAAAGCUUUUAAACCCCAAGAAAUCGGUCUACGCCUUUAGGGGAAUCCCGUACGCAAAGCCACCCGAAGGAAAACUCAGAUUUGAACCCCCGGUAAAAAAUGACAAAUGGAACGGCGUUUUGGACGCAACUAAGGACAGAUCAGAAUGCGUUCAAGGUUCUACUAACGUUACAGGCUCCGAAGAUUGCCUUUACAUCAGCGUAUACUCACCAAAACUCGAUGGAAAUCUACCGGUAUUGGUAUGGAUUUACGGCGGGGGCUUUAUCGGAGGCUCCUCAUCCUACGAUUACUACACGCCCGACCCCAUUUUGGAGGAAGAGAACGUCAUAUAUGUGGCCAUGAACUAUCGCAUUGGCAUUUUCGGUUUCAUGAGUACCGGAGACAAAGUGGUACCUGGCAACAUGGGCUUGAAAGACCAGUGUUUAGCUUUGAAAUGGGUGCAGAAAAACAUCAAACAUUUCGGCGGCGAUCCCGAUAAAGUUACCAUUUUCGGAGAGAGCGCAGGUGCAGCUUCGGUUUCUUAUCAGCUUCAAUCGGAAUGUUCUAAAGGCUUGUACAGGUCCGCUAUAAUGCAAAGUGGCAAUUCGUUGUGCUUGUGGUCGUUAACCAGAAAUGCAAGCUACGUUGCCUUCGAAACAGGCCGUGGAUUGGAGAUCAAUACAUCAGAUUCCAAGACAUUAGUGGAAGAACUGAGGAAAGUUCCUUACAAAAAGUUACAACAAAUUUCCGUCAUAACAGGAACCGCAACGCUUGUCAAAAAUAAUCCACUGGCUGGUUUGGUUUUUAGUCCCGUAAUAGAACCUCCUCAUGAAGGUGCAUUCUUCAGUUCAUACAGCCAUCAGCUGCUCUCUGAAGGAAAGUUCAAUCGAGUGCCGGUUAUCAUGGGAAUCAAUUCGAACGAAGCAAAUGUGAUAGACGAUAUACCACUUAUUAUUGACAUCUUUCUGGAAGCGUAUGAUAUCGAUUACUCAAACUUAGCUCCUGCUGAUCUGACAAAUAAUUCUUUAGAUCGGGAUACUGCUGGUUUUUCUAUAAGGUUUUAUUAUUUCUCUCUUUUGCCUAUAGGCGUCCAGGAGAAAAAUGUAAUCAGAUUCGCCAGCGAUGAUCAAUUCAAUAGACCGACUAGAGAAGCAGUGAUUCAGAUGUCGAAGUAUGUACCAGUUUAUUUCUAUCGGUUCUCAUACAAGGGAAAUUUGGGUGCUGGAGCCAAUUCUAGUUAUACAGGCGUAGGUCAUGGUGAAGAUCUCGGUUAUUUCUUCAAGAGUACUAAUGAAGGUAACUCCACUCACGACGAUCGGUUAAUGAGAAAACGCCUGGUAAAGUUGUGGACGAAUUUCGUAAUACAUGGAAAACCUACUCCCGUAAAAGACCCGUUACUUCAGAAUAUCCAGUGGAAAGAAGUCGGAAAAGAUCCUAAACAAUUAACGUUCUUGGAUAUAAACGAUACGUUAAAGCUCUCGACAAAUCCAUUCAAAGACAGCAUGGACUUUUAUGAUGUAAUUUAUAACAAAUACGGAUCACCGCCGUAUGACACUUACUAAAUUGCUGGAAAUCUUAUAAUUGCAAAAUGAAUAAAAUAAUUCUGAUAUAAUAAAUGAGAGAGUCAUUAGUUUUUGAAUUUAGGAUAUUUACAGUACUUCGUAAAUAUAGGCAUAUUAUAUUAUUUAACAAUAAUUAAAAGUUCGAGAACUGCAUCGAGAAAUACAAAAAAUAAAUUAUAGGAUUUACAUAGAAACAAACGACGUUUUUCAGAAUAAGAAGAUAGUUUGGCAACGUCGCUAAAAACGAUCUUUA